Molecule: messenger RNA, 3438 nt
Organism: Lolium rigidum
Lineage: Eukaryota; Viridiplantae; Streptophyta; Magnoliopsida; Poales; Poaceae
Product: kinesin-like protein KIN-7D, chloroplastic
Exons: 23
Coding region: 77-3049 (990 amino acids)
Biological process (GO): microtubule-based movement
Molecular function (GO): ATP binding; microtubule motor activity; microtubule binding
Source: RefSeq, a predicted model, not a curated record
AGGGAAAACCCCGCAUAAAGCGAGGAAGGGACGGAUCCGAAUGCGGGGCGCCACGUGCUGCUAGAUCCAUCCAGCAAUGGCGACGCGCCACCGGAAGCCGGCGCCCAGGGCCUCGCAGCAGCACCACCACCUGCAGCAGCCGCAGCCGCAGUCGGGCUCGCCGACGUCCACGGCUACCACCACCUCCUCCUCGCGGCUCACGCCGGAGAUGUCGCUCGAGGGCCCCGCGUCGCCGCGGAUGGACGACGACCAGCCCACCAAGGAGAACGUCACCGUCACCGUCCGCUUCCGCCCGCUCAGCCCGCGGGAGAUUCGGCAGGGGGAGGAGGUGGCCUGGUACGCGGACGGCGACACGGUGGUGCGGAGCGAGCAGAACCCCAACGUCGGCUACGCAUACGAUCGAGUUUUUGCACCAACUACUACAACUCGCCAAGUUUAUGAUGUCGCGGCUCAACAUGUUGUCAGUGGUGCCAUGGAGGGCAUAUUUGGAACAAUAUUUGCAUAUGGUGUAACAAGCAGUGGAAAGACACAUACGAUGCAUGGAGAUCAAAGAUCCCCAGGAAUAAUACCUUUGGCAGUCAAAGAUGCAUUUAGCAUUAUACAAGAGACGCCAGAUCGCGAGUUUCUCCUACGCGUAUCAUACCUGGAAAUUUAUAAUGAGGUUGUCAAUGAUCUACUCAAUCCUGCAGGGCAGAGCUUACGGAUUAGAGAGGAUCCUCAGGGAACGUUUGUUGAGGGUAUCAAAGAAGAAGUAGUAUUGUCUCCUGCACAUGCUCUCUCCCUUAUUGCAGCUGGAGAAGAACAUAGACAUGUUGGUUCCACUAACUUCAAUCUACUAAGUAGCAGAAGUCAUACAAUUUUUACACUGACAAUUGAGAGCAGCUCUUACGGUGAGUCUAAUGAAGGGGAAGCAGUCACCUUCUCACAGCUGCACCUCAUCGAUCUGGCCGGUUCAGAGAGCUCAAGGGCUGAAACAACUGGAGUACGUAGGAAGGAAGGAUCUUAUAUCAAUAAAAGCUUGCUAACUCUUGGAACGGUGAUAUCAAAAUUGACUGAUGGAAAAGCUACACAUAUUCCAUUUCGAGAUUCAAAACUAACACGUCUACUUCAGUCAUCCUUGAGUGGACAAGGGCGUGUUUCACUAAUUUGCACAGUGACUCCAGCAUCAAGUAACUCUGAAGAGACCCACAAUACACUAAAAUUUGCCCACCGUGCAAAGCGCAUUGAGGUCCAAGCAUCACAAAACAAAAUUAUUGAUGAAAAGUCUUUAAUAAAGAAAUACCAGAAUGAGAUUCGCAGAUUAAAGGAAGAGCUGGAACAGCUGAAAAUGGGUAUUAUUUGUGGAACUCCGACAAAAGAUGCUGAAGAAGAUAAUAUCAUCCUUUGGAAACAAAAGCUAGAAGAUGGUAAUGUCAAGCUGCAAUCAAGACUGGAACAAGAGGAGGAAGCUAAAUCUGCUUUGCUCGCAAGGAUACAACGCCUCACAAAACUUAUUCUGGUUUCCACUAAGGCAACCCAGACUUCUAGAUUUUCUCCACAUCCUGGACCAAGAAGAAGACACUCUUUUGGGGAAGAGGAGCUGGCUUACCUCCCGUACAGAAGACGAGAUAUUAUGUUGGAUAAUGAAAGCAACGAAUUACUUACACCUGGUGAAGGAUUUGGUGUGACACUUGAAGACUCUUCGAAGGAGGAGAAAAAGAAUCGGAAAGGGCUUCUUAACUGGUUCAAAAUCAGGAAACGUGAUGGUGGAGCUUCUACUCUGACAAGCUCAGACUGUGACAAGUCCAGUUUGACUAAAUCAACGGCUCCUUCAACACCUAUUGGGGAGAGUAUGAAUUUUCCUGCAGAACCAAGAAUAUCAAAUUCUGUGGUUAAUGACAGUGUAUCAGCUGAUAUGCUGAGCAUUGGCCAUGGGGAAUUUACUGCUGAUGAUCUUCCUGGAGAAGAAACCCUUCUGGUCAGCACUAAAACGAUUGACCAUGUUGACUUGUUAAGAGAGCAAUUGAAGAUUUUAUCGGGGGAGGUCGCACUUCAUACAAGUGUUCUAAAGCGCCUUACAGAGGAAGCUGGAAGAAACCCAAAUAGUGAAAAAAUUCAGAUGAAAAUGAAGAAGACUAGUGACGAAAUUAAGGCGAAGCAGCAGCAGAUAUCAUCUUUAGAAAAACAGAUACCUCAUUCAUUGUCAGAUAGUCAAGCGAAGGUUGACAAGUUAGAUCUUUCACCGUCUUAUGCUGAACUACUUGAGCAGCUCAAUGAGAAGUCCUUUGAACUUGAGGUGAAGGCAGCAGAUAACAGAGUAAUACAAGACCAGCUAGAGGAAAAGACAAGUGAAUGCAUGGAACUACAAGAGGCAGUUGCUCACCUGAAAGAACAUCUUUCCCAAGCUCUUCAAGCUAAGGAUUCACUGUCAAAUAGCAUUGUGAUGCAGAAGAGUUCAGGAGCAAACCAUGAAGUUCAACAACACAGUGAUCAAGAAGAAACAGUCCCCAGAGAGAUCUCUGCUGAACCACUGCAAAAAGAGCAGCAGUCAGUUGAGAUUGGUGAGCUGAAGCAAAGGGUGUGUGAACUCGACAAAGUCAAAUCUCAACUGGAGGCUCGCAAUCAGAAGCUACUAGAGGAAAGUACAUAUGCGAAAGGCUUGGCUUCGGCUGCAGGAGUGGAAUUGAAAGCAUUGUCAGAAGAAGUUACCAAACUCAUGAACCAAAAUGAGAAGCUUGCUUCUGAGUUGGCAUCUCUAAGAAGCCCAACCCCUCGCAGAGCAAGCAAUGGACCGAGAGGUACUACUAGGCGAGAGAGCAUGAGUAGACGAAAUGAGCCAGCUAGCAGAAGAGAGAGCAAUGCAAGCCAAGAAAGGGAGCGUGUUUUAGAAACUAUCCUUAUGGAGAAGGAGCAAAAAGAAGCAGAACUCCAAAGGAAAGUUGAGGAAUCAAAGCAAAAAGAAGCCUUCUUGGAAAGCGAGCUUGCGAACAUGUGGGUUCUAGUGGCAAAGCUGAAGAAGUCCCAAGGGGAUGACCAUGAGGAUUUCGAUGCCAAAUACAAUGGCUCCUGACCUCAUAACUAAGGCUAAUCAAUCAUCAAAGGUGUGUUUGGCUUGGAUACGGGCUUUCUGUAUGUAUGUGAUUUGUGUUGGUUUUCUUUUCUGUUCCUCGUUGUGAAUUAGUGUCUCCUGUAUAUUCUUGGGCUAACCAAAGUUGUGAGUAGUGGUUAGUUGAGAUUGGUGUGCUAACUACUGAGAGCUUCCUACCAACGAGAUUUUGGAAUUUCUAGAACAUGGCCUUGAUCACGAAGAUAAACGAUUCUGGUGCCUGUACCAGUUAUCUAACGUAGAAACAUGUACUGCGUCUGCUCAUUCUGCAGUUUGAAGAAUGUCAAACUAGAAUGUGUGUAUAUAUACGAAGAAUGAUUUCCUCCUGGUUUUGGAAAAUGCCAUGUUGGUUU